CCAAACACUACGGAGGACCCAACAUAUAAAAUGAGCCAAGAGACAGCGAUUGCGAACUUCAAGAAAUUCCAAGAGUCAUGGAUCGAGGCGCUACGACAUCACCUGAACCACCUCCGGUCUGCCCAAAAUCACCACCGGAACUCUGCUACCGGCGACGAGGAACGGCUGAGGGAAGCGGUUGAGAGUGUGAUGGAACACUUUAGAGCGUACCACAGGGCGAAGUGGGCGACGACGGAGAAAGACGUGAUUGGUGUUAUGGCUGCUCCUUGGUCUUCCGCUCUUGAACGCUCGCUCCAUUGGGUCGGUGGUUGGCGACCAACCACCUUGUUUCAUCUGGUUUAUACUGAGUCCAGUAUUUUGUUCGAGUCUCGUAUCGUUGAUAUACUUCGUGGCUUUCGUACCGGUGAUCUUAGCGAUCUCUCUCCUUCUCAGUUCAGGAUUAAAUUUGUCAAAGGCAGGACGGUGAGUGAGAUACAAUGUGAGACGGUGAAGGAAGAGAACGCGAUAACGGAAGAGUUAUCGGAGUGGCAAGACGAUGCGAGCGAACUCGUCAUGGGAACAUCAUCCGACUCCGACCAGAGGAUCCGACGUCUAGCAGAAAUCGUUCACCAAACCGAUGAUCUACGGAUGAGAACGAUCACACGCGUGGUGGAACUCCUUAGUCCGCUCCAACAAGCGGAGUUUCUUAUCGCUGCUGCUGAGCUUCGUAUGGGCGUUGCUGGCUGGGGGACUAGCCACGACCGUCGUCGAAGUUCCAACGUUUGAAAGCUAAUUAAAAACGGUACUUUAAAAAAAGUAAUGGGAAUUGAGAGGAAAAAAAAAGUUAUAGUUUUCUUUUGAUAUUAAUUAUAUGUUUUUUACCAUGUUUUGGUUAUCCACUCAAACUGUACGUGAGAGUUUGGUUUUUACAUGGUUAUGAAAUAUAUAUUAUGUCUGUCCGGUUGCAAUAAAGAUCAACUUAUGUGAGUGCUUGUUAG
Capsella rubella is the source of this 977-nucleotide messenger RNA. Its product is annotated as protein DELAY OF GERMINATION 1. The record is from RefSeq and is a predicted model, not a curated record. Gene Ontology annotation, molecular function: sequence-specific DNA binding. Bases 31 to 765 code for a protein of 244 amino acids. Gene Ontology annotation, biological process: DNA-templated transcription. The transcript has 2 exons. NCBI's taxonomy places the organism in Eukaryota, Viridiplantae, Streptophyta, Magnoliopsida, Brassicales, Brassicaceae.